AUGACCAAACAGCCGUUUGUUACCCAUGUUGGGACGCAAUACGCUCGCCGAGGAGAUCGCAUGCAAGAGGAGCCCUCCGCUAAAAACGCACAGGGCCUGUUCUCUCCUGAUGCGUGUAUCUUCAUUGGAAAUCUCUCGACCAAGGUCCCGGCCGAGCAGCUGGCCGAAGAUCUUAAGAGGGUCUUCUUGCAGUUCGGCCCUUGCCAUGUUAAGAUUAAACAAGACAAAAAGAGAAAUCUACCCGGUGCUUUUGUGCAGUUCGAGCGAGUUGAGGAUGCUAACGCAGCCUUAGAAUGCGACCAAAGCACAGAACUACAUGGCCGUUAUCUAAGAGUUGAGAAAGCAAAGGGAAGACGAACGGCUCUUCUCGGUUUCCGCUCUGGUGCGCCCAUCUCCGAACAAGAAGUGUUAUCUGUCCUGGGAGGACGUGGUGUUCUUGAGGCUUGGACUACCGAGUCCCAUCAGUCUGGAAAUUGGUUUUCCAACGUCGGUAAAGUUACCUUUGCCUAUGUUGAUGACUGCAAAGACGCCAUCAGGCAUUUCUCCAAGGACCAUACGUAUUACCUCUCACUUCUCGACAUGGAUGGAAGCCCUCUCAAGCCUGGCUCCGGGCCGACGAGUGAACCGCCUCAGACGAAACCAUACAACUUGCACCAGUCAUUCCGGGGCAAUCAUCCCCAGCGAGGAUUCAACGGUCGUGGAGGGCAUCGCAAUGGACCUCCACGAGGUGGCUAUCGCGGGUAUUCCAGGUAUCGCAACUCCCAGUACCACCAGGAAAACAUGCAUCCUCGGGCAUGGUCCACGAAAUACCAUACGGUGAUCACCCACCCCUUUUACCCUCAUCCACCCCCAAACAAUGGCUUUGCAUCUCCUCCGUUCAUCAUCCAUGGUCAGCCGAUGUACGGCAAUCCUUUUUCAUCUGGUCUCUCCACCCCCCAUCCCCCACCGGGAACCUUCCCCCCCAAAGGCAACAAUGGUCCAUUCAUCGUGGGCGGCCAGCCGAUGUACAGCCCUCAUCCACCGGCUUGCUGGGGCGAACCUCACCAGCAAAGCAAUGGAUAUUAUAGUCCUUCAUUCCAUAUGCCCAAUUACUCCGAGGGAUACUUCAGCCCGGACCUGGGGUACAGUGAGCCCCAUCCUCAAGAUGUGAACCUUCUCACGGUUCCGCAUAACAACAACAAGGUCACGCCGCCUAGUACCAUUGUCACGGUCAAGGAGGAUGACAGGUCGUGCACGAGCGCUGAAACAGCCACGGAGGACGAAACAGACAAGAAGCCCCGAGAAAAAGAGAGCUUCGAGCCAGAGGGAGAUACCGAGAUCGAGAGCGAGAAAAAGACCGGAAACAAGGCAGAGACCAAGCCUGAGACUAGGACCAAACCCGAAGAGGAUAUUUUUAGCCUCAAGGACCGCGAAAGGCCCAGACUGAUCCGUGUCCACGACUCAGACACUGAAGAUGAAGGGUCUGAUGACGAUAAAGACACAUCUUCAUCAGACCCAGAGACCAAGUCUGAGCCAAAGUCUAUGGCAAAAGUAGCAGAAGAAGUUGACGAAGACUACACGACCCCUGAACCCACCUCGGAGUCUGACACGACGCCUGAGACCACUCCCGACAAGAAGGAGGAGAAGGCUUCUCGCACGGACAACAUGCCCAACGAGUCAUAUGUUCUCAGAGACUGCGUUAGCAGCUCAAGUCCCCAGACUUGCAUUCGCAGACCUGUUGAUGAGGAAUACCAACUGCGAACCGGCAAGACUAUUGGGGAAUACAUUCGAAAAGGAGUCGAGGGUCUCCAAGGCGAUUACCCUAAGGAACUGAUGGAAGUCGUAGCUCGCGAAAUAGCAGCAGAAGAGCAAGAAAAGGAAAAAACGAGAAAAGAGUCUCAGGAACAAGAGCUAGAGAGCAAGGGAGGGUUGGUAGUGUAG
Molecule: messenger RNA, 1920 nt
Organism: Penicillium atrosanguineum
Lineage: Eukaryota; Fungi; Ascomycota; Eurotiomycetes; Eurotiales; Aspergillaceae
Exons: 7
Coding region: 1-1920 (639 amino acids)
Molecular function (GO): RNA binding
Source: RefSeq, a predicted model, not a curated record